Messenger RNA from Sclerotinia trifoliorum, 2795 nucleotides. The record is from the annotation of a GenBank genome assembly. NCBI's taxonomy places the organism in Eukaryota, Fungi, Ascomycota, Leotiomycetes, Helotiales, Sclerotiniaceae.
GCCAGUACUCACAACCGUUUGUAUUAAUAUAUCAUUAUCAUUAUCAUUAUCAUUAUCAUUAUCGCAAUAUUACGAAAUACCAAUUAGAUCAUCGAGGUCGUCCCCUAUCUGCAGUAUACGAUGCGGGAAGACAGUGAUCGACAACCCUGAUGCCUAAUGCCACCAUCUCUUCGCUCACCCCGACACAUUUCUUGGGUCUGCUUGUCUUUGGAUCAAUGCGGAGGAAGGGCUUAUCUAUAAUUACAUGUGCUAUAGACUUAUCAUCUAAUAUGCGAAAUACGAACCUUUUGAGUUUCCAGCUAAAGAAUUAACCUCACUGCUGUGCUGUGCUUGGUCAAAGGAUCGCCUGCAAUGCGGAGGAUUAUAACUCUUACCUUAUCUGCUUAUACUUCGCCCAGCACAGCAUUCACGAAUCGCGAAUGUCUUAUAGCGCCACAUAACGGUACAUAAUCACUACUUUCCCAACUUUAACUUAGAGUUCUAUUCACUGCCAAAGGCGACGAAUUGUCCCAAUACCUACUCACGAAUACAAAAAAGAUCAGUGGCGUUCAAUUAGGCAAAACACCCACCCUACGGGAAAUCUCCAGACGCUAUACUCGAGAGACUAAGCACCCAUAACCAUGAUUUACUAGUUAUAUAUAACCAUAAGAAGAACCAUCAUCAUAUUAUCAUGGCUGAAGCGGCUUUUUUCUACAGCACAACGCUCCAGAAACCGAAUCGUUCAAAAGCACCAUCCGCACAUACAAACUUAUCCAUACUCUCGCAAGCCCUACCCAUCAGACCAUUUUGCAAGAACAAAGCCCCUCGAUCAAGAGCCCCAUCAAAGUCCAGCUCAGAAGGAAACGAAUUACAACAGAUAGAACCCGACCCUCCAGUUGCACCACAUAAUCUCCAACAAAUCCUCUCAUUCCCAAGCGGUCUUGUGGGAAGUCCGAUUUUCAAAAGCGAUAAGAGUACCGCUAACGAUUCUUUUUCCUUUUCCGAGGUAUUGAUAAACACCACUAGCUCGACUCCGGGUGUGGGUAUGCUUUCAACCCCUUUAGUCAAUUACAAACACUCCGCAAAUCAAAGCAAUAAAGCCCGGACCGCAGCAGAAGCAGAAGCGAAAGCGAAAGCGAAGCGCAAAUCAUCAUCGACUUCGGGCCAUUCAACUCACUACUUCAAAAAUGCAAGCGGAGUGGAACGGUAUGCCUCCACCAAUUCCGCCGCCCACCAGCAGCAGAGAGGAGAUUCAGAUUCCGCAGACAGAGCAGCUAGUAUUUCUAGCGCAACAGGUUCGAGUCAAAUCUCGAAGAUAAAUUCGCGAGAUCGAGAUCAACAUCGUGAUUGCGAUCGUGACCCGUCAGGGUCAUCAACAGAAGCUUCCAUGGCGCAACCAUUCACCAAACGACAUGGUCGUCGAUAUCUACGAGAUCCCUCGUUGGCAUAUCCCCUACCAUGCGAUCUUCCCGAAAUCCAUCGCCAGACUUUACGAACGAUGUUAUUAUGUCAAGUCUUCAAUGGACCGACAUGUUCAUCAGCUUUCAACAGCAGACCCCCGAAACGAGUACUCGAGGUUGCUUGCGGCACAGGCUUUUGGAGUGUGAUGUGCCACAAACACUUUGCGCAUAAAGGUCACUCUUCGAUACAAUUUACGGGUAUAGAUAUCGCACCGCUGGCUCCUCGCAUGGAUGUCGAUGAUGAUAUGAAUUGGCGUUUCGUGCAGCACGAUUUGCGAAAGACGCCCCUCCCCUUUCGCGACGAAGAAUUCUCACUUAUCAUGGUCAAGGACAUGAGCAUGAUAUUAUCUACAAAAGACAACGAACGCUCACAGGCUUUGAUGGACGAAUAUUUACGGAUAUUAAAACCUGGAGGAGUCCUGGAGGUUUGGGACGGCGAUCAUACUAUUCGAAUGCUUUUAUCACAUGCACCACCUGCCACGAAAGACCAAGACAAUUCUAAUCAAGCUCACAAACAAAUAUACACCAAUGCCAUGGGCGCAUAUACUAUCACACCACAAACACCUUUAGCAACGCCACAAAAUCAAUAUCUCAUAGAUUACAAUACAUGGAUAUCCAAGGCCCUCGAAGCUCGAGGUUUACCCCCUAUGCCUUGUACAAGUAUCCGAGCUAUGCUGCUCCAAGAAGCCGAAGUCCUCGAACAAAUCCAAAGUCGAAGACUAGCAAUCCCGCUUGGUGAAGUACGUUGGGAGCGUGAAGGAGUCGGCGGAUCCGCCACCUCCACUAAUGGAGUUGACGGAUCGAGAGGCAAAGCCAAGGAAGCUGAUCGAAAGCAUCUUACACCAGGACAAGCUGCUCUUCGCAGGACCGCAUUGAUGAGCAUUAUACAACUGGUCCAGAGUCUGGAACCAUUAUUGAAGGAAGCGAGUGGGAAAAAUAUGGACGAAUGGGAUCGUUGGCACGGAAACUUAAUGACGGAUUUGUUGAAGAAUAAUGGUACAUCCUGGGGAGAAUGUCUAGAAGUCGGUGCUUGGUGGGCGAAGAAAAAAGAUCCGAAGUCUGAUUCGAGUAAUUGAAGAGGUCAUUCAAAUGUUCCCGAGUUUACCUAAUUCUCCAUCGAUUUUCCUCCUUCCUCAUGUUUAUAUUACCACCUUAAUUGUUCUUUUCUGGAAUCGCCUCUACCAAUAUCACAUUCACCACGUCCCGUACAUAUUCACCGCCUCUCAUAUACACCGCGCGCUCGAAAAUAGUUCUCUCAUCCUACAACACCUCGAGGCCAGGAUCCAAGUCUUCUUUCUGGAUUCACCAUCCGUAUAAUAUCCCGUCCAUAAAGGACUUUAUCUAUCUAUCUGCCUU